Messenger RNA from Cadophora gregata, 4197 nucleotides. RefSeq lists its product as uncharacterized. The coding region runs from base 1 to 4197 and encodes 1398 amino acids. The record is from RefSeq and is a predicted model, not a curated record. Gene Ontology annotation, molecular function: ATP binding; protein serine/threonine kinase activity. The transcript has 13 exons. Lineage: Eukaryota; Fungi; Ascomycota; Leotiomycetes; Helotiales; Ploettnerulaceae. Gene Ontology annotation, biological process: protein phosphorylation. Gene Ontology annotation, cellular component: cytoplasm.
AUGGUCUCCCAUCCUCCCUCUUCGUCGGACCGGCAAGCGAAUGGUAGACCAGGGGCUGGCAAUGGGCAUGGCAAGAGUGAGAGGACACCAGGCACACCGAGAAAAGAUGGCGGGGCGGGGAAAGACAAGGCGGUUCAGGACCCAGGGCUGAAAGACUAUCGCUUGGGAGAAUGCUUAGGCAAGGGAGCUUUUGGAUCCGUCUACAAGGCAUUCAAUUGGGGAACUGGAGAAGCUGUGGCAGUCAAGCAGAUCAAGCUCGGGGACCUGCCAAAGAGCGAAUUGCGGAUGAUCGAGGCCGAAAUCGACCUCCUAAAGAACCUACAUCAUGACAAUAUCGUCAAGUAUUUAGGUUUCGUUAAGUCGUCUGACUGCCUGAACAUUAUAUUAGAGUACUGCGAAAAUGGAUCGUUGCAUUCGAUAUGCAAAAGUUACGGCAAGUUUCCCGAGAAUCUCGUUGGGGUCUACAUGGGACAGAUACUCCUAGGACUUCAAUACCUUCACGACCAGGGUGUUAUACAUCGAGAUAUUAAAGGAGCCAAUAUACUCACAACGAAAGAUGGAAAGGUCAAGCUUGCAGAUUUCGGAGUUUCUACAAGUACUCUUGCUGGAGCAGACAAGGAAGCACAAGUUGUCGGAACUCCCUAUUGGAUGGCCCCGGAGAUUAUCCAAUUGUCUGGCGCAACACCUGCUUCUGAUAUUUGGAGCUUGGGCUGCACAGUCAUUGAGCUAUUGGAAGGCAAGCCUCCAUAUCACAAGUUGGCACCUAUGCCAGCCCUUUUCGCUAUUGUCAACGAUGAUCACCCGCCAUUGCCCGAAGGAGUCUCACCGGCCGCUCGAGAUUUCCUUAUGCAAUGUUUUCAGAAAGAUCCCAAUUUGAGAGUGUCAGCAAGGAAACUCCUCAAGCAUGCCUGGAUCGUAGGUUCUCGAAGAACUGACGCACCCGUUGCGAAACCGCCCGCCAACUUUAGCGAAGCCGUCGAAGAGGUCAAGCAAUGGAAUGAAGCCUUGAAAUCCCCAACAGGUGCGGGCUCAUUUCGUGCAUCAACGAGGUCAACCGUUGCAAGCCCUUUACCCACAAGAAGAGACCCUCCUUUACGCAAUAUCCAUAACGAUCAACAAGUUGCUGGGUUAAUUACUCCUGCAAAAGGCCCACUUUCAUUAGCUAAGCCAAAAACUCAAGCGGAGGCAUUUCGGUCACCAGAAACCACCGCUGAUGACAACUGGGAUGAUGACUUCGCUACUUCAAUAUCGCCAAGUGCGCUGCAUCUACCUCAAUUCAAGCCGCACGAUAAUUUUGGCGGCAUGUUUUCUUCUGACCGCCUCAAGGCCUUUGCGUCAUUUGACAUGACCAAUGAUGAAAAUGAUAACUGGGACAAUAAUUUUGAGGGUGAUCUUGUUACAAUCAAGGGCCCUCGAAAGGUGGUAGAGCCGGACAGCCACGAGCUUGAAACAAUUCGGCCAUACCGACUGAAGCCAACUGUGGUCACCCAGGAUGUCAAACCUGCAGUGGAAUUGAAGCCUCCGUCGAGAAAAACAUCUAGGAGCGAUCCACCUCGACCUAGAUCCCCAGUGAAAGCUCAAGCAGAACAUAAGUUUGCUCUCCCGGCCAGACCGGCAGCGAUAUACAGGGAACAGUCCGUUGAAGACUACUCAGACCUGUUUGUUGAUAAUGAUAGCGUUUUUGAUCGGAGACUUAGUAUCAUCAAGGACGAUGCUCUAUCUCCAAAGCUUUUCCACCCGUCAGAUCUGACAAGCCUUCCCCGUUCUGCCCAAUCGCUAGUAACGAACAUCAAUGGAAGCAUACGAAGAAAAGCAGCUCCUCGAGCUGAAGACCAAGCGAUGAGGCGGACAAGGUCUUCUGUCGAAAUUCAGCGAUAUGCAGAAGACGAAGACGAUGAAGAUUUCUCGGACAUAUUUGGCAAGGAAGGUGCCAUUGUGGAGAAAGACGACAGUGAUAAAGGCUCUGAAGACGGUGUUGGAGCCCUGAUGCUGCAUUCGAAGCUAUCCAAUAAUUCCUGGCUUGGUGACGAGGACGACGAAGACGACCCAUUUGCAUCUCUAGAGCAAGGGUUCGACGAGAUGGAUUUGCAAGCGAACAUCGCUAGAGAUAAGCAUGCACGACUUUGCACGCUAGUGGAAGGCUUAGUGAGCUCCUUGAAGGUCACUGAAGAGCAUGAUACUAUUGCAGACGUAUCUGAGCAAUUGCUCGAUGUUUUGUACGAAUCAGACGAUGCAAAGGCUAUGAUCAUCAGUGCCCAUGGAAUGCUUCCUAUUCUGGAGAUUCUUGAACCUUGUACUGUAAAGAGCCGCCAAAGUAUGAUAUUGCGACUGCUCAAGGUGGUCAAUACAAUCAUCCUCAACGACGUUGAGAUACAAGAAAAUCUCUGCUUCGUCGGUGGCAUUCCUAUCAUCACAAAAUUCGCAGCAAGACAAUACUCGAACGAGAUCAGAUUAGAAGCUGCUGCAUUUGUACGGCAAAUGUACCAAACAUCGACUCUGACACUCCAAAUGUUCGUCAGUGCCGGUGGUCUAAAUGUCCUUGUUGAAUUCUUGGAUGAGGACUACGAUGAAGCACGGGACCUAGUGCUAAUUGGUGUGAACGGUAUUUGGAACGUCUUCGAAUUACAGGGCCCAACUCCCAAAAACGACUUUUGUCGUAUUUUCUCGAGAAGCAAGAUUCUAUCACCCUUAGCCCUUGUCCUUGAUCGCGUUCUCGAUGAGGAUGAUGAGCUUUCCGAACUUGUCGAGGGUCGUAUCGUGAACAUUUUCUAUCUCUUCUCACAGGCGGAGAAUUACGUCAAGGAAGUCGUGGCAGAUCGUGUCGUCCUGAAGCGCGUGUUGAAAGACCUCCGAAGGAUGACCCCUGUUCAUCAGAUUACUAUGCUCAAGUUCAUCAAGAACUUGUCCAUGUUGUCCACCACACUUGAUAGUUUACAUUCAGCAAAUGCUAUUGAGCUAUUGAUUGAUCUUCUAGGCUCGAGCAUGAAGAAGGACACAGCACAUUUCCGCGAGAUCUCAAAUCAGGUCUUGAACACAAUGUACAACCUAUGCCGACUGAGCAAGGUGCGGCAGGAGGAUGCGGCUAUCAACAACAUUAUCCCGUUACUGCUCAAGAUCAUGAAGACCAAGAGACCGCCAAAAGAAUUCGCACUGCCAAUCUUGUGCGAUAUGGCGCAUUCAGGCAAGGUGGGGAGAAAAUAUCUGUGGCAGAACAAAGGGCUACAAUUUUACGUCUCCCUUCUGGAGGAUCAAUACUGGCAGGUCACGGCUUUAGAUGCGAUAUUCAUCUGGCUGCAAGAAGAGACCGCCAAAGUAGAAAAGUGUCUGCUCGAAGGAAACUUCACAGAAGCCAUCGUCCAGUGCUUCAAUGCACCAAGAGCGAGUGCAUUCGACUACAACCUCCUUGAGCCUUUGCAAAAGCUCCUGCGACUUAGCUCACCGGUAGCUGCUUCGCUUGCACGAACCGAUAUGUUCUCUGGCAUCCUUCAGAAGCUCAACCACAAGAAGGCAGUUGUACGAUUAAAUUUACUGCGUAUCGUUCGCAGCAUAUGUGAUCCGAGCGAUGAACAAGCCGAAAAUGUUCAAAGUCAUGGUCUAUUUGAAGCCAUCCAACGAUUGGCUGAAAAUGACAAUGCUGUCUUGGUGAGAAACAUGGCAAGCGAACUGGUGAAGGCAAACUUGGACAAGGACUCCGAGAGUGGAAGUGGAGGACGACCACGGCCUGGCCAAAUGAAGAGGACGUUCACACCCCCAUCGCUUUACCACAGCCAAUCAACACCAAUCACACCAACACAUGCAAGCCGUGCAUCGCAGUCGUCUUUCAUCGAAGGCAAUGUUACUCCACGCCGCAUAGCUGCACCCUCCGGCAGUAACGAGUCGAUACUUUACCGGCCCGCAAGCAGAGAUGGGCCAAAGAUGACUCGUCGAACUAGCGCCGAGAUCGCAAGCGUCGCUUCAAUGACUAAGAGCAGAUUACCUCGAACAUCUAUGCUUCGAGGAUCAAGAUCCUCGCUCGCAACUGUGUCUGUUGGAGGCGACUCUGGAUCAGCACUGACAACUGGUAGAAGAGAGAACGCCGCACGCCUUACAAGGGACCAGUCACGUUCUGGAGCGUCGCCAGCACCGGUAGGGACAGCACCACCACUGCAAUCAAAACGUAGAACACGACAACCAAGCGGAGAUAUCAAAUGGUCAUGA